Molecule: messenger RNA, 2194 nt
Organism: Anarrhichthys ocellatus (wolf-eel)
Lineage: Eukaryota; Metazoa; Chordata; Actinopteri; Perciformes; Anarhichadidae
Exons: 8
Coding region: 1-2118 (705 amino acids)
Source: RefSeq, a predicted model, not a curated record
AUGUCUGCUGAAAAACCCAUGGAGAGAACGUGCCAGAGGACGUGCACGGACUCUAAUCGGUCGGUUCAGACUCCUGCACCUGUCUCACCCACUCCUGGACUCAGUGGGGUAGAGCACCCAGGGGACGGCCUGGGCCAGCUGGCCUUUCAGGGCCAACCAGUGGUGGGCAUGACGCCCCCUGGCCUCUCCUCUCUCCUGAGCCCUGACGAUGCUGUCCCCCGUGGACGAUACCAGCCGACGGCCUUUCACAACGUAAAUCAGCAACAAGCGCCAGAGCGUCCAUAUGAGGUGGUUCAGCGGCAAAUUGAGCAGAUCCACGAGGUCCUGCAGGAGCAGAGUCGACUGCUGACGCUACUAGGGACAGAUCAGAUGUUUCCUGCCUUUGUACCGUUGCGGUGGAUCAGCUUGCAGCCCGUACUGAUCUCUGAGAAGUUUCCAGUUUUCCCAGUGUCACCUCCUCCAUGGCCUGAGGAUCACCCCGUCUCCACAUGUCACAGCCAGGAUGCAUUUAGAUCCAAAGAAGAGACAGCAGACCAGAGACACUUGCCUACCACCACAGAGGCCGAUCAGACUGUAGACAGAGACCAGGACCCAGUCGGCCCCUCUGCUAACCCUGCAGACAGGGAGUGUGUGGAGAAGCAGCUGAAAGUGCAUGAAGUCUCUGAGCCAAAGCAGCUGCAGAACCUUAGUGGGAUGGUGAGGUUGACAGAGAGGCGCUACUUCUUGCGGGAGGGUGAGGGCGAUUCCAAGAUGUACAGAAAUAAUCUGAAGGUCACCGAUCAGCAGGAGGCCCAGAGGAGUGCUUCCCUCGGCCGGCAGCAGCUCGGCGGGAAGUUAACCUCUGGCAUCCACAGUCGCUCCCCUUCCCCGUCCGCUAUCUUUAAAGACGAAGCGUCGCAGCUUGAAACCUUCCAGUCUUUGACCUUUCAGCCGGAUCAUGGCCGAGAGUUUGGGACUCCACGAGACUUUUGCCAGACCGCCGAGUGCAGCCAGAGGAGGACCCCGACAGAGAUCCAUGCUCCGGUUCAGGUCUGCAGCCGAGAACAAACCUACUGCAACACUCCCCUCGUGCCCCAACCUGAAACUCCACCUGUCCAACUAAAACGUAUCCCUCAUAUUCCUGCAACAACAGGCACAGAGGAUAAACGUGGCCAAUCACAAGAGAGAAAGUCCAAAGAGAACUCCUGUGUCAAAGAAAAAGAUGACAGCGAUGAAGAGACAGAAUGCAGAAUUAAUCAAUCACUCUCUGAGCAGACACUCUCUGUUCGCAAGCCUUUCAGGGAGAAAAGGGUGAAGCGCCAAGAAAUGGAAAACGUGGGUGAGACCGCAGGACUGAUUGUUGAUGAGGACGAGGUGAAAAGUCAGUUUGAAUUCACGGCUCCUCAUAGAAAAACGGCUGCGCGCGCAGGUGUUGCCACCUCAGAGGAUCUAUGGGAACAAUCCCUGCAGCAGAACAACACACACGCGUGGACACCCGAACAUCCCAGCGCUGCGUAUGAAUCAAACUCAGUGCACCAUUUCAACAUCCGCCCCCCUAUGAAGGACAACAGGGUUUCCCCUCGGGCCUGGAGAAAUCAGGAAGUUAUUGUUAGUUUUAAGAUCAUGGACGACCACAUGGAGAGAGUCUCAAGCUUUAACAUGGAAACUCUAUCAACAUGCUGCGAUGAAAAGAAAACACACUCUCAUCUUUGCCAGUGCAGCAAUUCGAGAGCGGGAAGCAGCACGGGCUCAAACUGGGUUAAAGGUCAAAAGCAAGCUGCUACAACAACAGCGGAAUUCUGUCUUGACACAUGUCAAGUCCCAACACCUCUGAGAAGCAGCACAUUUCCCACACAUUCCACCACAAGAAGCAUUACUGGUGGUGAUGGUAGUGGCGGGGAUGAUGAAAAUAACCCACAAUCCCAGUGUCACCAGUUUCCCAAGCUCCCAUUCCCUCCACCCUGCCUCGGCCUCCAGGAAUCCCAUUUAUAUCUACCGGAGGCUGAUUAUGGCAACGAGUCUGAGAAGGAACAAAUGUUCCCGAAGAUCCAGAAACAGGAUCAGCAAAAAUCCUCCUCCUCCAGCUCCAACAGAGAUGAUAAAACUCAGGGGGAUUCUAAUGGGCUCAGAGAAUGUUGAAGAUACACUCACCGAAACCAAGAAGGAAACCUGACGGUCCAGACGUAACGAAAAGGGCACGAACAUCGAGGGGAUU